AUGAGACCGUCGAACACGAGCGUCACGGGGCGCUCCGGGGAGGCGUCCCCGCUCGAGGAAAUGCGCGUCGUGGUGGUCACUGACGAAGACGAGGCUUCGUGGCUCUCCGGAACGGCAACAGGCCUGAGCCCGAGCGUGCAGGGCCCGUCGCCGUCCCCGUACAAGCCCUCCGGCCCCGCGUCCGACAAGGAGAACUCCCCGAUGCCGGAGACGAGGUCGUCGAUGCCGGCCAUGCACCCCAGCAGGCUCAGCGCUACCAGCCUGGCGUCCCGCUCCCACGACCGCCCUCCGCUCGCGCACAAGGCGCGCCGCACCCUCGCGUCCGUCGCCUCCACGCCCACCGGCGCCCGCGGCCCCAACGCCCGCGCGUCUGCCGCCGCCGCUGCCGACUGGGUCGCCCGUCAGACCGGGUCGGACGCCGAGGGCGAGGACGACGCGGAGAAGACCUAUCCGCCUGCGUCGCGCGUGUUCGGCGGCGACGGAUCGGCGGGGGGGUGUUCCCCGCAGUCCCUGGGGGCCCCGACUCCGUUCCGAGGCAGCGGGGCGAUCGAGGUGGGGGGGUCUCUCGUGGACGCGUCGUCCACCUCGAUGGAGCAGUCCUCGGUCGCCGAGGAGGCGUCGCUGACGAGCAUGAGCAAGGGGGGGACUACUCCGACUCCCCCCGCUGACUCUGCCGCGGAGGCGGUGCGCAGGGCCCGGGAGGAGCUCGAAAGGGAGCGGGCCGCGCGCGUGCGCGUGGAGGGGCUCUUCGCGGACGCGCUCCGGCUGUCGGAGCACCUCCUGCGCACGAGCGGCGGCGCCGUUGGCGAGGUCGGCACCGGGGGGAGUCUGGAACUCCCCCGCAUGACGCACUACUCGCUCAAGUCGCCGUCGCCGACGCCCGCGGACGCGACGGCGCGCGGAGGCGCGCCGCCGAUGAACUGGAGCGGCGUCGGCGGCGAGGACGACGUGCGCGCGAGCGCCACGUGCAUGGCGAGCCCGGUGCCGCUCACCCCUGCGGCAGCGGGCUCGAUCAUCGACGCGCUGCGCCGCAGCCUGAGCAAGGAGAGGGAGGACGCGGACGGCGAGGAGGAGGGCGAGGAGGCUGCGGGGGACCUGGUGGAGAGCGACGCGGACUGCGUGAGCAGCAUCGCGUCCGAGGGCGGGGGUGACGGCGAAGACGACGGCGAGAGCGUCGGGGCGGCGAAGCAGCGCAGCAGCGACGGCACGGGGCUCGACACGUCCGGGUCCGACAUCUGGGGGUGUCCGGCGACGCCCCUGGGGGACAAGGCCAGUCCCCCGGUGGACGAAGAAGAACACCCCCCUGUGGGCGAGUCCGGCGAAGACGCGAGUGCGGGCCCCGAGGUCCAGCGGGACGUGCGAUCUCCGGAGCGCACCGCCGUCGCGCCGGCGCGCGGCGCCGCAACACGCACCCUCCGUGUGCCGAUUGCCCGCGCUAUGUUUGACCUGGCUGGCGCCGUGAUGCGCGCGGUGAGGGCGCUGAUCGCUGGCGGCGCGCUGGGGACGCAGUGGGGUCUGCUCGAGCACGCCGUCGCCAUGGGAGCGCGCCGCGUGCGGUCCCUGGGCGCAACAGGCGCCGGAGUCGCGGCGGUGAUUGGCUGGCUUGCGUGGCGGAUGCUGCGGGCGCGGGGCGCGGCCAAGCGGGCGCUUCUGCCGAUGUAG
Molecule: messenger RNA, 1662 nt
Organism: Pedinophyceae sp. YPF-701
Lineage: Eukaryota; Viridiplantae; Chlorophyta; Pedinophyceae
Source: the annotation of a GenBank genome assembly